AUGUUUCAGCCAGGCAUUGAGGCAUAUUUGGAUGCCAUAAAGCAGCAGUACGACACGAUUAUGGCCGAGAAUAGAUCUCUUCGGCAGGAAAAUGUCCGGCUUGUGGAGGCAAACAGCCAAUAUGCUAGAAAGAUCCAGUACUAUACGAGCCUCAUGAAUAGACAAAAGCACAUACCAUCUUCUGAUCCCGGGUCAUCAUUUAUAAGGGCCUCGAAGUGUCUUAAGAGAGGAAGUGACUGGAGCAUCGACGGAGAUAACUUGUGCAGAGUUAGCGCCUGUGGGAGGAUAGUGAUGCCUGGAAAAAUAACAAAUGCGGUCAUAAGUCCAUGCGGUAGAUUUGUGGCGUUUGGAUGUGGAUACAAAGUGUUUGUUGUAAUGGAGAGUAUAAUAUGGUUCUUAAACUCCUCUUCGGAGAAAAUGGAAAAGUAUGAAGAAAGGAUGUGUGAGGGAGAAACACAAGAGUACAGGAUAUGCCCUAUGGACUUUACUCAGGACUCCCUUCGGUUGUAUGUUGCAGAUGGAAAGGGCGCAGUAAGAGUAUGGAACCUGGCCAGUAAAUCCCAGGAAAGAUUACUAAAAUCCUCCGAUCCUAUAUCUCUCAAAAUAAUUAGGGAUCUGGUGUUUACGAUUGAAUGGGAUAAGACCGUGAAUGUGUAUAGUUUGGAUGAGAAAAUACUUAGUUUGAACCCUGGAGAGGAGUUUGGAGGGCCGAUGACUGUGAGUCCUGACGGAGGGUUUGUGUAUGCAGUUGUGAACAGAAACAAGAUUCUUAUCAUUGAUGUGAAGGGCGAGAUGACAUACAUGACGAGUACUAACGAGGAGCGGAUUCUAGCGAUGUCUAUAUCUAAUGAGCGCAUGAUAAUGUCUGCUGGAGGCUAUGGACGGAAUGUUGUUCUUUACCGGAUAAAACCCGAAAAGCCUUCAUGCAGAUGCCAGGAUGUCAUUGAACAAAAAGGAACCAUCCUCUCGCUAGGAUUUAUUAGAAGCCAUUUGCUAGUGGGGCAACCAGAAGGUGUUAUGAUCUGGGAUCUAGAGGAAAAGAAAAGCAUGAGGAUACAAAUUAACGAGUCCAAUGUGAUUGGAAUAUCUACAUCUAAGAACUUCUUCACCACAGUUGAUAAUAAUGGAAUUCUACGAAUAUGGAGGUAUAGUCCUGACGAAUAG
Messenger RNA from Encephalitozoon romaleae SJ-2008, 1164 nucleotides. RefSeq names its product D40 domain-containing putative transcriptional repressor for RNA polymerase II. The coding region runs from base 1 to 1164 and encodes 387 amino acids. The record is from RefSeq and is a predicted model, not a curated record. The transcript has a single exon. Lineage: Eukaryota; Fungi; Microsporidia; Unikaryonidae. Gene Ontology annotation, molecular function: protein binding.